Messenger RNA from Lolium perenne, 528 nucleotides. RefSeq lists its product as uncharacterized. The record is from RefSeq and is a predicted model, not a curated record. Lineage: Eukaryota; Viridiplantae; Streptophyta; Magnoliopsida; Poales; Poaceae.
AUGGAGGGUGAUAUGAUCGAGCAGUUCCAGGAGGAGUAUGAGGAGGAGAUGCUCAACGAGGAGUCGCCGUUGUUCACUGAUGUGCUUAGGGGAGAAGCACCCGUAGUGAACUUCACGGUGAAUGGACACGAGUACCACUAUGGUUACUACCUUGCCGACGGCAUCUACCCCUCCUGGCCGGUGUUCAUGAAAGGUGUUACUCUUCCACAAAGUGAAAAGCAUCGAGUGUUCACUGCUGCUCAAUCAGCGCAUCGCAAAGAUGUCGAGUGUGCCUUUGGAGUGUUGAAGGCUAGGUUCAACAUUCUAGCAGUUCCGAGACGCUCCUACUCGAGGCGUACUCUUGGAUUGAUUAUGCGUGCAUGUGUCAUUCUGCACAACAUGAUCAUCAACGAUGAGCGUGGUACAAAUUUGGACAACAUCUAUGAGACAGUUGAUUCAAAUGUCGGCCCUGCAAUACACCACCAUGCACCACCAAGCCUAGCAGCCAGAAUUCAGAUGGACACCGAUGUAUACACAGCUCCAGCAUGA